GGCUCAAUAAAUGGUCAGGUUUUGGUGGCCCUUAACAUCCCCAACAACACCGAGGACUGCUGCUUCACGUGGCUGGUUAUUUUAUUAUUAUUAACCAGAUAAUACCUACAGCAUGACUGUAAUGAAACGUGUGGUAAAGCCUCGAACCCGAAGGGCAAAGCGUGGCUUGGAGCAUCGGGCACCAAAGAUUACUGAAAACACUAAACAGUGUUUGUUCUUUUAUGGGACAAAAACCAGUGAUAGUGUUCGGCAGUGUUUAAAGAAUUUUUACUCAUUCAAGAAACAGGAUGGCAAGUACCUACAGAAGAAGAAAAGGUAUUUGCCAUUUGAAGACAUUCUUCCAAUAGAGCAUUUGUCACAGAAGUACGAUGCAUCACUCUUUUGCACGGCAUCACACACUAAGAAAAGGCCAAAUAACAUAAUUUUAGGCCGAAUGUAUGACCAUCAUCUCUUGGACAUGGUAGAACUUGGAUUAGAAAAUUAUCGGGCACUUGCAGAAUUCAAGAAUGAAAAAAUUUCUGCUGGCACAAAGCCUUGCAUGGUCUUUUGCGGAACUCAGUUUGAAGAUGUGACUGAAUUCAGAAAACUAAAAAACCUGUUGAUAGACUUCUUUCGAGGUGUGGAAGCACAAGCAGUACGGCUGCAAGGAUUUGAACAUGCACUCCAAUUCACAGCCAUUGAGGGAAAAGUACUCUUUAGGAGUUAUCGAAUACUACUUAAGAAGUCUGGUACAAGAAUUCCUCGUGUAGAACUGGAAGAAAUAGGGCCUUCAUUGACCCUUAGCCUUCGAAGAAACAAAUUUGCUUCAGAAGACUUGAUGAAGAGAGCUUGUAGACAGCCUAAACAGCUUAAGCCUAAGAAGGUGAAGAACAUAAACAGAGAUGUAUUUGGUACGAAACUUGGCCGAGUGCACAUGACCAAGCAGGACCUAGGUAAACUACAAACACGGAAAAUGAAGGGACUCAAGAAAGAAACCAAUGAUAAAAAGGAAAAUUCAGAAUCUUCAAACCAAGAAGCUUCUGCAUCUGGCCCAGUGGAUGUUGACCAGUAACUCAUCUGGAGUGAAAUUAUAAUGUGCAUUUCUUAAAACAUAACUUGUCCAUAAGAUGCUUUAUUUACACAUGUUUUGUUUAUUUCUUUAAGCAUUAUUGUAAUGAAGUACAAAGAAAUCAUAUUGAAAAAGAAUGUCUUUAACCCUUAAAUGGUCCAAACGUAUAUAUACGUUUUUUCAACAUCUGAAAGUAUGUAAAAAAAUGUAAUCUUUUUUGUUUUACAUUUGAAAACGUGUAAAAAAAACUUUUUAUCUACAUUUUUUUUUGUUACAUUUGAAAAUGUUAAAAAAAGUAGAUCUACUUUUGUAGCACUACGAAUUUGAACGUCGAUUUGUUUGGACCGUUUAAGGGUUAAAUUUCUUUUAGACUCCAUGUACUGAAUUACUACUAAAUUUUUUUAAUUAAAAGUUUCUCAGUUAA
Molecule: messenger RNA, 1472 nt
Organism: Cherax quadricarinatus
Lineage: Eukaryota; Metazoa; Arthropoda; Malacostraca; Decapoda; Parastacidae
Gene: Non3
Product: Ribosome production factor 2-like protein Non3
Biological process (GO): maturation of LSU-rRNA from tricistronic rRNA transcript (SSU-rRNA, 5.8S rRNA, LSU-rRNA); ribosomal large subunit assembly
Cellular component (GO): nucleolus
Molecular function (GO): rRNA binding
Source: RefSeq, a predicted model, not a curated record